Molecule: messenger RNA, 1742 nt
Organism: Bactrocera dorsalis (oriental fruit fly)
Lineage: Eukaryota; Metazoa; Arthropoda; Insecta; Diptera; Tephritidae
Gene: Syx7
Product: syntaxin-7
Exons: 8
Coding region: 513-1388 (291 amino acids)
Biological process (GO): vesicle-mediated transport; intracellular protein transport; vesicle fusion
Cellular component (GO): membrane; SNARE complex; endomembrane system
Molecular function (GO): SNARE binding; SNAP receptor activity
Source: RefSeq, a predicted model, not a curated record
AUUGACAGUACGCAGUUGACGAAGUUUUUGCAAAGAAAAUAAAAAGUUUUAUCAUCUGUAAAAAAUUGAAAAGUGCAAAUAAUAGACAGUGCUACACAUUCAUAUUAAAUUUAACGCAAUUUUAUAAAGUUAAUUGAACUUGUAAACGCAAUAAUUUGUAAAUGCAUUGCUAAACAGUAGCUUAUUCAAUAUUUGACAUUGACUGCUAGAAUUUAGAGCUUACAAACGGCAGUGGCAUAGUACCAGUGGUCGUAUGAUACCAAAAAGCAAAAACAUAUAGAAAGUGGGCGACGUAAGUAGUCUUGAAGGAAAUACCCCCACCAUAAUUGAAUUUCGUACAACAAAGACAACUUAUCUUUUGGACAAGAAAAGAACAGCAAUAAAGAAAUAAAAACAAGGCUUGUAAUCUAACAACUUUUUACAAGCCCUUUUUGUUUCGUGCGCUCUUAUAUUUAAAAUUCGUUGCAUUGCUGGUCAACUAACACUAAACCACAGUGUCUACCUACGAGAGCAUGGAUUUGCAGCAUAUGGAGAAUGGCAUCAGUGGCGGUGGCCAUGGUGCUGUUGCUGGCCAAACUGCUGGCUUCAGUGAAACGGACUUUCAACGACUUGCCCAAACCAUUGCAACAAGCAUACAAAAAAUAUUGCAAAAUGUGUCCACCAUGCAACGUAUGGUCAACCAAUUUAAUACCCCACAGGAUUCCCCCGAUUUGAAGAAACAGCUACAUCAAAUAAUGACCUACACCCAUCAGCUGGUUUCGGAUACAAAUAAUCACUUAAAAGAGGUGGAUAAGUGCAAAGAACGCCAUUUAAAAAUACAACGUGAUCGUUUGGUGGACGAAUUCACUGCUGCUUUAACAGCAUUUCAGGGGGUACAACGUAAGACCGUCGAUAUCGAAAAGAAUGCUGUUCGACAAGCGCGUGCGCACAGCUAUAAUAUUAGUAAACCACCGGGCACGAAUAGCAGCAGUGGCAGCGGCGGUGGCGGUACCAGUGGCAGCAACAAUAGCGGCUCAUUCUUCGAGGAUAAUUUUUUCAAUCGUAAAUCGAAUCAAUCACAACAACAAACACAAAUGCAGGAAGAAAUCGAUUUGCAAGCGCUGGAAGAACAAGAACGACAAAUACGCGAACUGGAGGAAAAUAUUGUGGGUGUAAAUGAGAUUUACAAGAAGCUCGGUGCUAUGGUAUACGAACAGGGUCUAACCGUUGAUUCAAUUGAGUCGUCCGUGGAGCAGACUAGUGUAUUUGUGUCACAGGGUGCCGAUAACCUGCGUAAAGCCAGUUCGUAUAAAAAUAAACUGCGCAAAAAGAAGCUCAUUUUGAUCGGUAUUCUCUCUGUAGUACUUUUCAUCAUCAUUAUGAUACUUGUAUUCGAGUUUAAAAAAUAAUUGCAAAUGUGACGAAAGAAAGUAUUUUUUGCUGGCACUAUGUUUUUGAUUUUGCAUUCUACCAUAAGCUGCUGCAAAGUUGCAAUUAAAGUUUGUUUCGAACUUAUACAUACAUAUAUUUAACAGUUCAGGUGAUAUUUGAAAGCAAGCACUUUCCUUGGAAGUCUAAAUAUAUUAAUAAUAAUCGACGAUAACUUAUUAAAGUAGAUGAAGAAGAAAUCAUAAGUGAUGAAAAGGCGCAUCCAUUGUCAGUUCGCCAAUUUGUACAAAAUAUGUAUAGUAUAUGUAUGUUUUCCAGUUUGAAAUUUCUUGCAUCACUUAAUUUGCCACUUAAACAACAAAAAAAGAAAAAUU